AUGCCUUCAGACCAUCCAGCAAAGACACACACUCCCACCCCUCGCUCCCGCCCCCUCUACCACUACCUCGUCGGCGCUGCACUCACAGCCGCCCUCGCCCUCGUCCUCCUCUCCACAAGGACAUCCUACGUCUUCCCCCUCUCCCCUUCGUCUCUCGACUUUGGCUUUGGCCUCAACGUACCAGAAAUCUUCAAGUCUAAUAAAAUGCAGGGCAAGAAACAUGUCGGAUACUUUGUCAACUGGGGCAUCUAUGGCCGCAAGUUCCCCCCGCAGAUGAUCCCCCACCAGCACCUCACCCACAUCAACUAUGCCUUUGGUAACAUUGACAAGGACAGCGGAGAGGUCAAGCUGUCGGACACUUGGGCCGACGUCGAGAUCCACUAUGACGGUGACAGCUGGAACGACUCGGGGGAGAACAUGUACGGGUGUCUCAAGGCCAUUUACCUCAUGAAGAAGGCCAACCGCAACCUCAAGGUCCUCCUCUCCAUUGGCGGCUGGUCGUACUCUCCUAACUUUGCCAACAUUGCCAACCCCGCGUGGCGCGCGAGGUUUGUUCAGUCGUCCGUCAAGCUGGUCGAGGACGUUGGCCUUGAUGGCCUUGAUAUCGACUACGAGUACCCCAAGACUUCCAGCGACGCGCAGGCGUACGUUGCCCUCCUUCACGAGCUCCGCCAGGGUCUCGAGAACCUCGCUCGGUCCAAGGGUGCCCCCGCUGGCCAGUACCAGCUCACCGUCGCCGCCCCUUGCGGUAACGAGCAGAUGCAGAUCCUCCACAUCCGUGAGAUGGACCAGGUCCUCGACUUUUGGAACCUCAUGGCCUACGACUUUGCCGGCUCGUGGGACAGCGUCGCGGGCCACCAGUCCAACCUCUUCUCGGACAACCCCAACGGCCAGUCGGUCGACCGCGCCGUGCGCCACUACCUGGGCGCCGGCGUGCAAUCGCACAAGCUGGUCAUCGGCCUGCCGGCCUAUGGCCGCGCGUUUGCGCAGACCAAGGGCCCCGGCCAAAAGUUUAAUGGCGUCGGCGAGGGAUCGUGGGAGGCCGGCAUGUGGGACUACAAGGCGCUCCCGCAGCCCGGCGCCGAGGUCAUUGACGACCUCCGCCUCGGUCUUAGCUACAGCAUGGACCACGCCAAGGGCCUCAUGAUCUCGUACGACACCCAGUCUGUGGCUGUCAUGAAGUCGACGUACAUCAACCAGAUGAACCUCGGAGGCGCCAUGUGGUGGGAGCUCGACGCUGACGCGCCCGAGGACACGGGCAAGGCCCUCGUCCGCACAGUGCGCGAGCAGCUCGGCCAGCUCGAGUGGCGCCAGAACGAGCUCAACUACCCUGGUUCAAAGUACGAGAACCUCCGCAAGGGCAUGAACUAG
Molecule: messenger RNA, 1371 nt
Organism: Apiotrichum porosum
Lineage: Eukaryota; Fungi; Basidiomycota; Tremellomycetes; Trichosporonales; Trichosporonaceae
Gene: CTS1
Product: Endochitinase 1
Exons: 11
Coding region: 1-1371 (456 amino acids)
Biological process (GO): chitin catabolic process; carbohydrate metabolic process
Cellular component (GO): extracellular region
Molecular function (GO): chitin binding; chitinase activity
Source: RefSeq, a predicted model, not a curated record